Molecule: messenger RNA, 810 nt
Organism: Metarhizium robertsii ARSEF 23
Lineage: Eukaryota; Fungi; Ascomycota; Sordariomycetes; Hypocreales; Clavicipitaceae
Product: tyrosine phosphatase
Exons: 4
Coding region: 1-810 (269 amino acids)
Biological process (GO): dephosphorylation
Cellular component (GO): cytoplasm
Molecular function (GO): inositol diphosphate tetrakisphosphate diphosphatase activity; phosphatase activity
Source: RefSeq, a predicted model, not a curated record
AUGGCAUUUAAGAGAGGCUCGCGCAUACAUGCCAACCAAAGGCCCUCAACCGACGAAGGGCACCAAAGCCAGAUGGCCUCCGCAUAUCUAUCUCGGCGAAGUUCCUGGAACUCUGUUCACGAUGACUUGAUCGAAGCCACCCAGGACAGGGAGGAGAAUCAGCGCAAUGACAUCAUAAACUGGGAGUCACAGCCUACGACUUCUCAGUCACACAGUCUCGUUUCCGACGACAAGGACACAUCUCCGAGCGCUUCAAGUAGACAUUCCGAAAACUCGGACUCGUCUGAUUACCUUGCACCUGCAUCAAAUGGCCGCCCAGUCAACUUUGGUGUAGUUUUCCCCGGUGUAUACCGAAGCAGUUAUCCAAAGCCCGAGGGUUACGACUUUUUGGGUAGUUUAGGACUCAAAACAGUCGUGACCCUGGUGAAGAAGGACGAACCGGAUCACGACCUGGAGUCAUUCUUGGCCACCAAUGGUAUUCGCCAAGUCAUCUUCAAUAUGAAGGGAACCAAAAAAGAGGCUAUUCCCAUGAGCACCAUGAGGUCUAUUCUUGAGCUCGUGUUGGAUCAAAAAAAUUACCCUCUAUUGCUCCAUUGCAAUCAUGGUAAACAUCGAACUGGCUGUGUCGUAGCUGCAAUCCGCAAACUUUCGGGUUGGCAGUUGGAUGCCGUCGUGGAUGAGUACAGGGCCUAUGCAGAACCCAAGGUCCGCGAAUGCGACGUUGACUACAUCAACGCAUUCCCUUGCGGGCCACUACAAAGCAUGUAUGACCUUCUACCUCGCAAUGGCAAAUCGUACCGACGUUUUUAA